This is a messenger RNA of Salvia splendens (bonfire salvia), 957 nucleotides long. RefSeq names its product dnaJ homolog subfamily B member 13. The coding region runs from base 156 to 830 and encodes 224 amino acids. Gene Ontology annotation, cellular component: cytosol. The transcript is spliced from 3 exons. Lineage: Eukaryota; Viridiplantae; Streptophyta; Magnoliopsida; Lamiales; Lamiaceae. Gene Ontology annotation, molecular function: protein-folding chaperone binding. The record is from RefSeq and is a predicted model, not a curated record.
AUUUAUAGGCGACAUCUCAGUGAAGAUCUCACGCUUCUAAUACCCACUCACACUUCCACACACGAUAUCAUGCGCUGAGAAAACCACUCACUAGCAAAUACUUCCCAACAACAAGAAGGGUGCUGAGGCCAAAUUCAAGCAGAUUUCCGAAGCCUAUGACUUCAAGAAAUGCCGACGACAUAUUAGCGGAGUUCUUCGGCGGCAGUGGAAUGAGGGGCGGGCCUAGAGGGUUCGGUGGGUCCAUUUUCGGUGAGGACAUGUUCAGCCCAUUCGGUGGUGGAGACGGCCGCCCAAUGAGCUCCGCUCCCAUAAAGGCGCCACCGAUCGAGACGAAGCUGCCUUGCAGCUUGGAAGACCUCUACAAAGGAGCUACAAAGAGGGUGAAAAUCUCCAGAGAGAUAUCCAACGCCACUGGGAAGACAUUGCCAGUGGAGGAGAUUCUGACCAUUGACAUAAAGCCUGGGUGGAAGAAGGGAACAAAGAUCACAUUCCCGGAGAAAGGGAAUGAGCAACCGCAUGUGAUUCCUUCGGAUUUAGUGUUCAUAAUCGACGAGAAGCCCCACCGUGUGUUCACGCGAGAUGGUAACGAUCUAAUUGUAACGCAGAAGAUACCUCUGGCAGAAGCAUUGACGGGAUAUACACUUCACCUCACCACAUUGGAUGGAAGAAACUUGACUCAUCCUAUAAACACAGUCAUCCAUCCCACCUAUGAAGAGGUGAUUCCAAGAGAAGGGAUGCCUUUGCCUAAAGAUCCCACCAAAAGGGGCAAUCUGAGGAUCAAAUUCAACAUUAAGUUCCCAACUAGGCUGACGCCUGCGCAAAAAUCUUGAAUCAAGAAUCUUCUUUCUGCUUGAUUACCCUCUUUUUCACUGUGUGUUUCUUGACUGCUGGAGUUUUUAAGAAUAUAUGUACAUUUUAGCUGGUAGUGAAUAAACCGUGUUUUUUGCUAUGCAUUCA